Molecule: messenger RNA, 1160 nt
Organism: Centropristis striata (black sea bass)
Lineage: Eukaryota; Metazoa; Chordata; Actinopteri; Perciformes; Serranidae
Gene: jazf1b
Product: JAZF zinc finger 1b
Exons: 5
Coding region: 52-783 (243 amino acids)
Cellular component (GO): nucleus
Source: RefSeq, a predicted model, not a curated record
UGCUGCCCGCUGCUCCCCGCUGCUGCCCUCCCUCCCGGUGCAGCAGCCACCAUGACAGCCAUCGCCGCCGCUUCUUUCUUCUCCAACGCCUGCAGGUUCGGCGGCUGCGGCCUCAGCUUCGACUCUCUGGCCGAGCUCAUCGCGCACAUCGAGGAGAGCCACAUCGACUCUGACCCUCGUCUCCUGGAGAAGCAGGAGCAGCAGCAGCCGACAUAUGUUGCCCUCAGCUACGUCAACAGGUUCAUGACUGAUGCUGCACGGCGAGAACACGAGAGCCUGAAGAAGAAGGUUCAGCCCAAACUGUCUCUGUCCCUGACAGGAAGUCUGAGUCGCAGCAGCGUUUCUACUCCUCCUCGCCACUCCAGCGGGAACCUCACGCCUCCAGUCACCCCACCCAUCACACCGUCCUCCUCCUUCCGCAGCAGCACACCCACAGGUAGUGAGUGUGAUGAGGAGGAGGUGGACUUUGAGGAGUCUGACAGCGACGAGUCGUGGACCACGGAGAGCGCCAUCAGCUCCGAGUCCAUCCUCAGCUCCAUGUGCAUGAACGGAGGAGACGAGAAGCCUUUCGCUUGCCCCGUGCCGGGCUGCAAGAAGAGAUACAAGAAUGUCAACGGGAUCAAGUAUCACGCCAAGAACGGCCACCGAACCCAGAUCCGGGUGCGUAAACCCUUCAAGUGCCGGUGUGGGAAGAGCUACAAAACGUCUCAGGGUCUCCGCCACCACACCAUCAACUUCCACCCGCCCAUCUCCACCGACAUCCUCCGCAAGAUGCAGCAGUAGAGACGGAGAGAGAAGAGCUCUCCACCAUCUGAACUCCUCCAUCACCAGCAGUGGCUGUUCCUCCCCCCGCUCUCCCUCCCCCCUCUUUCUAUCUCUCUUUUAGCCACUUUGGUAUGACACUAUUUUUGAUUGCAUGAUAUAAAUGUGUUAUUAUUCAUCCUUAACUUUUAUUCUGAAUGUUGAAUCUUUAUGUAGUUCACAGUUUUGUAUUUUGCACAUUUAAGCUAUCAUUUAUCUAUUUGACUUUUAUUUUCAACAUAUGGUGCUCGUUGGUGACGAGGGCUGGUUGUAGACUAGAGACGGCCUCACCGAGUCACGAGUCGCCGUGCAUGCACAGCAGGACGUCCUGCUGUAGAAGCUGAGGAAAGACUGGGAUG